AUGUAUGGUUUAAUUUCAUUGGGGAUUUUCGUGUUACUUCUGAAUAGCGCACAGUCACAAGAGGAAUGUUUUGCAGCGUGCGCCGAAACUCAGGAAAAGAUCCAAGCCGCGUGCAAGGAAGGGUGCCGUCUGCAAGUAAUUCUUGCAUUUGCAUCCAACAGCGAUGUCAUAUCAGCGAGAGAAGACUGUUACAAUGGUUGUGCCAAGUCAUAUAGUGAUGACGAAGAGAAGCAAGCUUGCUCAUUUGGUUGCGACAAACAGCCAGAUAUGAAGAAGAUUCGUGUAUCGAUAACUAACAAGAGUCCUACAUUUGAAGUGGCCCGUGGAGUAAUGGAGAAGAUGAUGCAUCGCAUAAGCAAUUCAUUCCCAUCACUGGGGGGAUUUGGUUCAACUUCCUCGGAGGAACAUGGUGAUGGAUUCUGGGAAGAUCCACUUUGGCAGUUCCAUUUUCGCAUGCAGAAUGAAAUGGCGCGACUCCACCAAAUUGCUCAGAAUGUUCUUAAUUUGCAACGUGCGCGAACUGUCAUGCCAAUUAUUGCUAAAAACAGACCAGAAGGACACGAGAGGAAUGCAGUGGAAGGAUUCCAUGUUGGAAACAAUGACAAGAAUGGUGAAAAGAUUAUGGAGGUGAAGCCAGUAGAAUCGAAAAGUAAGGAGCAACGGCUUCUAGGAUAUGAGGGCGAAAAUCCAACUGUUAUGGAUGUUUCAGAAUCGUCGCUUCUCUCUCGACUGGCAUCACGAGCUCGUCGUCUUUCAGUACUUAGUCAAUGGCUUGUUUGCGUUGCGCUUUUCCUUUGUUUUGUUUCAAUGCUUUCUAUCUCGGUGGCAAUCUUGAAACAAAUAAAGUCACAAAAAUAUCUUAAUCUGAGGAACAUGCAUUCAGUUAUUUCGCCAACAUUCACAGAACCUUUUGCGGCAAAGAAAAUACCUUUGGAAUCGACUGCUGUAGUAACUGAUUAUCCACUGAUUCAUGAUUCUCCUCCGCCAGCUUAUGAUCAACUUUCAGUUCACAAGGAAAAAUCUGAAAACGACACUAAUAAUUCUGAUCCUAAAGUUUAA
Cercopithifilaria johnstoni is the source of this 1059-nucleotide messenger RNA. Lineage: Eukaryota; Metazoa; Nematoda; Chromadorea; Rhabditida; Onchocercidae. The record is from the annotation of a GenBank genome assembly.